This is a messenger RNA of Cercospora beticola, 2445 nucleotides long. RefSeq names its product serine hydrolase domain-containing protein. The record is from RefSeq and is a predicted model, not a curated record. Lineage: Eukaryota; Fungi; Ascomycota; Dothideomycetes; Mycosphaerellales; Mycosphaerellaceae.
CGUUCCGCUUUGGUUUGUAAGUGAAGGAAUCAAACCUUCGAAGCGCUUCGGAGUGCCUGAAUCUUGCAUGGAGAGAUUCAUGAGUGCGAGCCUACCUGGUGUCCGGUUCUAACUAAUCUACACACGUGGACGCCCUGGAACGAUCAAAGGUAGCGUGCGCCACGUGCGUGCUUCCUUUCCUUCGCCAUCACAGCAAUGCCACUGGAUCCAAAUAAGCUCGAUUCCUGCUCGCUCAUCAGCCAAUCACGAGGAACUAUGAGUAGGGCGUUCUGCAAUACCACUUACACUCCGAUCCUUAGAACCAGCUCGAGUGCGUACUGCUCAUCAGACAAGGCUCCGAUUGCGUCGUACGACACGAGAUUUCAAUAGACUUGAAGGGAUACGAGAUCAACAUUCGACCAUAAUGCGCCACAGAUUCAAUCUGCACUUAUAAUGCUCAUUCGACGCCAUAGACUUGCAUAGCCCGAUCUGACGAAUCAGUAUGUUGACUGCGGCGCGCAAUGGUAGGGGUAUAAAGAUAGGUAGGAGCUAGACGCUCCGUCUUCGACAUCUUCUCCGAAAAUUCGGACAAAGUCUUACCGUCAGCAUGAAGACUACACAGACCUUCCUAGCAUCAUUGCCUCUCCUAUCUUUCUCCUGGGCAUCACCCUGUCCCAUCCUCGGGCCUCCAUAUCCCACUCCACAGCGCUUGAGCACCAGUCAAGCUUUCCAAAACGGCACUAGAAAGCUUGAUGACUUGAUCAAUCAAGCCCUGCAGAAUGCUUCUUUCUUUUCUGAAUAUGCGAUGAGUGGUCCACUUUCCAAUGGGACUUUCUCUUUGAGCAUCUUCAGCACCGCUCAACCUGAUACUCUCCUCCAUGAGUUCCACUACACUUCCUCAGAAGUGGCCAACAGCCAAGAAGGGCUUCACACAGUGGAUGCGAAUUCGAUCUAUCGCAUUGGAAGUGUGUCCAAGUUGUUGACUGUGUACACUUUUUUGAUUCAUGAAGGGUUUACAAGAGAUGGAGAGUCGGUUGCUAGAUAUAUUCCUGAGCUUGCUGAGAUUGCAAAAGGCGACUUGAUGUCCGACAACGGAAGAUUGGUGAAUUGGACUGAUGUUACGGUCGGGGAUCUGGCGAGUCAGCUUGGGGGCAUAACGAGGGAUUUGGGACUGAACGACAACGAUGAAGUACCUGGCGUCCCUCCGUUACCAGCUGGCGAAGUCGCUCUAUGCGAUCACUCAGAUCAGAAGGCAUUUCCAUGCUCUGUUAAGGAGUAUCUGGAUCGAUUCGCCACAGUGCCAGCCGAAUGGAAUCCAGCGCAUACACCGACUUAUAGCAAUGCUGGCUUUUUCCUACUCGCUCUGGUGCUGGAACGUAUCACGGGCAAGUCGUUUCCAGAGCUCAUGCAGCACAGUCUCAUCGAGCAGCUGGGUCUGAAUAGCACGAGUUACUACGCGCCCAAUUCGACGACUCGGGCUGUCAUUCCAGUCAAUGAUACAGUUGCUAUGUGGUCUCUCGACAUAGGACCAGUUGCCCCAUCUGGCAACUACUACACCUCCACCUACGACUUCGCCACAAUCGGCCGUUCGAUUCUCAAUUCCUCAAUCUUAUCACCAAGCCUUACGCGACGCUGGUUGAAGCCUCGCACAUUCACCACAGCCGCAUCUCCAGCAUUCGACGCAGUCGGGGCGCCCUGGGAGAUCAUCCGCUUUCGAGACCAUGAGCGGGUCGUAGAUCUCUACACCAAAGACGGCGACGUGGGCGCCUACCACGCCAGUUUGGUCCUGAUUCCAGAUUACAACGUCGGCUGGACGAUCCUCACCGCAGGGACAAAGAGCACUGGAGUACGUGAAGGGCUCAACACACUCAUGUACGAAACUAUCCUCCCUGCUCUCGAACAAGCAGCUCGCGAAGAAGCGAAUAAACAUUUUGCUGGGACUUACGAAGCUAUCUCUCCAACAAACUCCACCACCCCUCCAGCAACAGCAAUCUUCACAACAGACUCCCACUCCGGCCUCAAAAUCUCCUCCAUCAUGAUCGGCGGAAUCGAACAAACCACAACUCAAGAUUCACCCAAAGCGAAACUCGAUUGGAGACUUUUUCCCAGUGAUCUCUACAAUGAUGGCAAACACGUCGGAUUCACAGCUGCUGUGUCGACUAUUUACACUGACAAAAACACCAAAGUCUUCGCUGCAAAUACUUGUGCCAGUUGGUUGAGUGUCGGAACUCCGUCGUACGGGAGUUUGGGGCUGUUAGAUUUUGUUUUUGAGGUUGAUGAGGAAGGGAGAGCAGUGAGCGCUUAUGCGAAAGGCUUUCGCAUGAAGUUUGUGAAGAAAUAUUGAUGACCAUGCGGGGGAUGUUUGAGAUGAUUCUCGUGGAACUCAUAGACCCGGUGAAUACAGAAGCAGUCGGCAAAUGCCGGAAUGGAUACAACUCAGAGAGCGCAUGACAAGUGUACAAUUGC